Messenger RNA from Phyllopteryx taeniolatus (common seadragon), 1179 nucleotides. It is a transcript of the gene rps6, whose product is annotated as ribosomal protein S6. NCBI's taxonomy places the organism in Eukaryota, Metazoa, Chordata, Actinopteri, Syngnathiformes, Syngnathidae. Gene Ontology annotation, cellular component: ribosome. The transcript is spliced from 6 exons. Gene Ontology annotation, molecular function: structural constituent of ribosome. The record is from RefSeq and is a predicted model, not a curated record. Gene Ontology annotation, biological process: translation. Bases 146 to 895 code for a protein of 249 amino acids.
UGUUGUAUUCAUUUCAAUAACUAAUAAUUUAGUUAUAAAAUAGCGGAACGUGAGAUAUCGCGAGAGCAUUUCAGCUAUGUGAGAUCCUGAGACGGAUAUCCGCUCUCUUUUUCGUGGCGGACCGUCGUGGGGCCGGUUUGGCAAAAUGAAGCUGAACAUAUCGUUUCCCGCUACUGGCUGCCAAAAGCUAAUUGAAGUGGAUGAUGAACGCAAGCUUCGUACGUUCUACGAGAAGCGCAUGGCCACCGAGGUGGCUGCCGACCCCCUUGGAGAUGAGUGGAAGGGUUACGUGGUGCGCAUCAGCGGAGGCAAUGACAAGCAAGGCUUCCCCAUGAAGCAGGGCGUGCUGACUCACGGCCGCGUGCGCCUGCUGCUCAGCAAGGGCCACUCCUGUUACCGCCCCCGCAGGACUGGCGAGCGCAAGCGCAAGUCUGUCCGCGGCUGCAUCGUUGAUGCCAACCUCAGCGUUCUCAACUUGGUCAUUGUCAAGAAAGGUGAGAAGGACAUCCCCGGGCUGACCGACAGCACCGUUCCCCGCCGCCUUGGCCCCAAAAGGGCCAGCAAGAUCCGAAAGCUCUUCAAUCUGGCCAAGGAGGAUGAUGUCAGACAAUAUGUGGUGAGGAGACCCCUAAAUAAGGAGGGCAAGAAGCAAAGAUCCAAGGCUCCCAGGAUUCAGAGACUGGUGACCCCUCGUGUGCUGCAGCACAAACGCCGCCGCAUUUCCCUCAAGAGAAAGCGCACCCAGAAGAACAAGGAGGAGGCAUCUGAGUAUGCCAAGCUCUUGGCUAAGAGGAUGAAGGAAGCCAAAGAGAAGCGCCAGGAACAGAUCGCCAAGAGGCGCCGCCUUUCUUCUCUCAGGGCAUCCACAUCCAAGUCAGAGUCCAGCCAAAAGUGAACUCAGUCAAAUAAAGUAAUGUUUGGUCUAAACUCUGCUGUUUGUCAGAACACAAUUUGAAUAAUAAAUUUAAACUAUUUUGAAUGCACACUAAAGAUUAACAGUCAAGAAGAAUCUGAUGUGCAGGUCUAUUAAUCUUGCCGCUUUGAUGUUUAAUGUUGCAGGGUAAACAGCAGCCAAAAUGUCAUUAGCUUCAUACAAACUAAGCAUCUAUUUUGUAAAGAACAAGAUCAAAAUGUAUGGUUAACUGGUACAACUCUGGAAUACAGUACAUUGAAAGAGUU